Coregonus clupeaformis (lake whitefish) is the source of this 1462-nucleotide messenger RNA. It is a transcript of the gene gins2, whose product is annotated as GINS complex subunit 2. The transcript is spliced from 5 exons. Gene Ontology annotation, biological process: DNA replication; double-strand break repair via break-induced replication. Gene Ontology annotation, cellular component: GINS complex; nucleus. The coding region runs from base 103 to 663 and encodes 186 amino acids. The record is from RefSeq and is a predicted model, not a curated record. Lineage: Eukaryota; Metazoa; Chordata; Actinopteri; Salmoniformes; Salmonidae.
GUGACACUUCUCUGAAUUUUUCGCGGGAACUUGCAACAACAUCGAUAGGCACUGUUGCUGCGGAGAUAACGUUACACGUAAAACGAUAAAAGUAAGGUUACAAUGGACCCUUCUGAGGUCGAAUUCCUUGCCGAGAAGGAGGUGGUGAAGAUUAUCCCCAAUUUCAGUCUUGACAAAAUCUACUUGAUCGGGGGCGAUCUUGGUCCUUUUAACCCAGGGCUACCUGUCGACGUGCCUGUGUGGCUGGCCCUCAAUCUGAAACAGAGGCAGAAAUGCAGGAUAGUGCCGCCAGAGUGGAUGGAUGUAGAGAAACUGGAGGAGAUAAGAGAGCUAGAGAGAAAGGAAGACACAUUCACCCCUGUCCCCAGUCCAUACUACAUGGAGCUGACCAAGCUGAUACUCAACCAUGCAUCUGAUAACAUUCCCAAAGCGGAUGAGAUCCGCACGCUGGUGAAGGACAUCUGGGACACGCGCAUCGCCAAGCUCCGCCUCUCCGCUGACAGCUUCAUCAGCCAGCAGGAAGCACACGCCAAGCUGGACAACCUGACUCUGAUGGAGAUUAACACGACACGGUCGUUCCUGCUGGACUCUCUCAACUGCAUGUAUAAACUGCGCUCCAACCUGCAGCCCGGCUCCAGUGUGGGCAAAGCCCAGGACCACUGAUCUGUAUUUACGGACUAGACCUGGAACUGGACCUGAGCCUCAGCCUCUCCUCUACUCCGCAAGAUGGAACAGAUUUAGGCCCAGCUUUACAUAGUGUUUACACCAGGUGUAAAGUUUACACCUGUUCUCUUCCCAGAGAGAAUUAUCAUAGAAAGUAGAGCAAAUAGCUAAGAUGAACAUAUUGAGGGUGUAAAUAAAGACUGUUCCGUAUUGUAGCUUUGUGGACUUUAUCCCCUUCUGACAAAACAGGUGCAAAUGCUUAGUAAGUCUUGUCCUAGUGAAGUCGGAGCUGACCAGCAGUUCUCAUGUCGGAGCACUCAUCUGAAGUUGUAAUGCGCCGACUAUCUGGUGGUGUUGUUAUGUCAUUGGUUUUGUUUCUAGUUGAAGCUUCAGACAAAAGCAAUCAUCAGCAGACCAGUAGUCCUCAUCAACAGGCCAUGGGCUCCCUGGAGGAAACACCCUGCUUUGGUCUGGCUGUUCCAUAUCUUUGUUUGUGUUAUGUAUGUAUGGUUGGACUUCUCUCAUAUUGACGCAUUGAAAAAUUCUGGAAUAAUGCCUUACAUUACAUUUGUACAAAUGUAAUGCAUGCUAAAUGGAGGUAGCACUGAUGGUUAAGAGAUACCUUUUGUAAUGUUUCUAGCCAUGUAUGAAUUCUGUAACCCACUUCGGUAAGUCUAGUUUGAGGGAGAGGAACAACAUAAUGUUAUGGAUGAAGGGUGCUAGUGCUACAUUGUGAAAUCAAAGAAGCGAAGUUAUAACAUGUAAUGUUUCAUGUCUCAUUAAAAAAAUGUGUAUGUUU